GAUACGCGUUGGUUGUGUCAAGAAUCUGUGUGCACUUAACAUGGUUGUCCUUGCUGUGGAUAGCUGAGACACGCGAGCGCUGCUGCACAAGCAGAAGACCUCAUCCUAAUGUUGAAAAAUUAGCGCUGCUGCACAACCAGAUGAAUUAUUCCUCGCAGCAACAGAAAACCUGCAUUUUAUUUCCUUGGAUAAUACUACUUCAUGAUCAUAUAUCGAGAUCCGAAAUCAAACGAAGCACCCGUGCACUGCACUGUGUUAUCAAUAACCAAGACAUGCCAGCCAUAUAUGCUAACUCUCCUAUGGAGGUUAGCAGAUGAGAUUCUCGCUGUCGGCUGCUCCUUUCAUCGUGCCAUUGCUACUGCCUCUCUGAUAUAUAUACAGGGAGAACCCCAAGGCUUCAGCACCAACACACUGCCUACCAAAAAACAGCAACAAAGCUUCAAUCUCCAAGCAUGGCUUACCACCUACGAUCGGCAAGCACGCCUUCGAGCCCUCCCUCAAACAAAGCGGAAGUCGAGGAGCAGUUCCAGAGCCUGAGCACAACCAUCUCUUCGCCCUCGGCGACCAUCGAUACAAUGUGUGAUGGCUUGAGGAGGCUCGGUGACAUCUACAGCUGCAUCGAGAAGAUGAUGUGCACACCAAGCAGCCAAGUCAGCCUUUGCCAGACCCUUCAAAGGGCGGCAGUGGAGGCGGAGCUUGGACAGUCCCUCGUCGUGCUCGACCUCUGCAACGGCAUGCGGGAGAGCUUCAUGGUAUUGAAGAUGACUGUCCAAGAGCUACUGCUGGUUCUUAGGAGAGGAGAGGAUAUGUCUUCUCAAGUCAAGGCAUAUGUCAGGCUAGCAAACAAGGUCCAAAAACAGUUCAAGAAGAUCAGCAAGAAGAAUGCUUCCGACAAGAAAGACUGUAGGGUGGUGAUGCUACUGGCAGAAGCGAGAGAGAUCACCAUUUCACUGCUCGAAUCCACAUCCUCAAUCUUGUCGAAGCAAGUUCAGAUGCCCAAGUGGUCUCUUGCCUCCAAAACAUUCCAGAAGAGCAAAGUUGUGUGCCAAGAGGAGCAAUUGCAGGCAUUGGAGCACAGUAUUGGAGAUCUUGAGAGCGGAGUGGAACUUCUCUACAGCAGAUUGAUCCAGAACAGAGUUUCUCUUCUGAAUGUUCUUAGCUCAUAGAUACCCUGAGCUCUAGUUCCAUGCGGUUGGCAUCCACCUUUUAAAGGAUUAGUCAAUCAUCCUAACAGUUUUGCAGUAUGUAUGCUUGUGGAUAUGUAUAGGAAGUUCACUGAACCGGAAAGCAAAGAAAACAAUUUUGUCA
Triticum aestivum (bread wheat) is the source of this 1308-nucleotide messenger RNA. RefSeq lists its product as uncharacterized. Lineage: Eukaryota; Viridiplantae; Streptophyta; Magnoliopsida; Poales; Poaceae. The record is from RefSeq and is a predicted model, not a curated record. Gene Ontology annotation, biological process: shoot system development; root development. The transcript has a single exon. Bases 453 to 1166 code for a protein of 237 amino acids.